Molecule: messenger RNA, 781 nt
Organism: Onthophagus taurus
Lineage: Eukaryota; Metazoa; Arthropoda; Insecta; Coleoptera; Scarabaeidae
Source: RefSeq, a predicted model, not a curated record
AAAAUUGAUUAAACGUCGUUUAAUCGUCAAAUAAUUAAGUGAAAAAUCAUCGUUUCGGUUAAAAUCAACUUAACAACUUCUUUCGAAAUUCCAGUUUAUACACAUUUUCAGUUUAUUAUCAAAUAUUUUUGGAUUUAAUAAAUAAUUGCGGUAAAAAAGAAACAUAACCUAAGAAAAAAAUAACAUAACCUCAAUACAUCACGUUUACCCAAUUAUAAUGUCUUUGUUGAGGGUUUUUAUUAAUACUUCUAGGUCUAAUUUAUUAAAACCAAGUCGUGGACCCAAAUUUUUUUAUUCGAAUAAAAGUAACAUCGAUAAUGAAAAAAUUAAGGAUGAAGAUGAUAAACCGAUAAAAUAUUCAAUGUCCCCGGCUAGUAAAUGGAAAGCUGAGCAAACUCGUAGUGGAAAUAAAAAUCAACGAUUGUGGUACGAACCCUACGUGGUUAUUGCAAGCCUCUCGGCUAUGCUAAUUUAUUUUUGCGUAUUAAGAGAAGAGAACGAUAUCGAUUUAGAGUUACAAAAAAGUCUUUACGCUCGAAUUGAAGGACUUGAGGAGCACCAGCUUCGUGUACUUUUAGAUUAUAAUAAACGGCAUGGUUUGGAAACUCGGGAUAUAAUCAAACGGUUAGAUGAAAUUGAAUCAUCACGAAGAUGAAUUUUAAUAAAUUGUGUAAAUUUUAAGGUAUUUAUUUGUUGAGGAAAUUAGGAAAAUGAUGUUUGAGGUUUAUGUAAUGGGAAAUUAUUAUCUUAAAUACAUAAAAAUACAUAAUAAUUCAUAAAA